GAGCAUUCAAAAAGCAUACCACAGACUCUGCUUCCUCCCCAAGAGUGUUUAUCUGUCAACACCUCACUUCAGUUGUAGUCUUUUAAGGUACCAGAAGGCAGGUAAACUCACCAGCCGGCAGUCAUGGAAGAUGAGAUCUCUGCCAGCACUGAUCAAAAUGUUAAUGACACCAGUAUCUUUGAGAUUCCAGACUAUGAGGAAGACAAAGGGGAUCAUCUUUACAAUCAUGUCCCUGAAGAUCCAGCUUCUCCUUCUUCCACCACUACUGAGCCAGAGAUGAUGGAUUAUAGUCAGGAGAGCCCAGAAAACAGCCGCAGUAAUUCUGUGGCUUCUCAGCACGAGGCUGAUGGGGAGAUUGGAUCUUCCUCAGAACACAGCGCUGAAGAUGACCACCCGUACCAGAGGAUGAAUCAGAUGAGCCCAACUCAGGAAGAUAAACAUGUGGAAGACGGAACAUUCGAGAACAACAUGUUUUGUCAAUUUUUGGGCUUCCCAUUGCGUCGGAGCCAGAGCACUUCUUCCAACUCUCCAACUUCCCUCAAGUUCCCCCAUAGCAGUAACUUGAGAGAAAUUUACAACUUUGAGGAAGAUCAUGAGAUUUUCUUGUUUGUAAAGGCUGGUAUAGAUGGAGAAAGCAUUGGGAACUGCCCCUUCUCCCAGCGUCUCUUCAUGAUCCUCUGGCUCAAAGGAGUUGUGUUCAACGUCACCACUGUUGACCUGAAAAGAAAGCCAGCUGAUCUACACAAUCUGGCUCCUGGGACCCACCCACCUUUCUUGACUUUUAAUGGAGAAGUCAAGACAGAUGUUAACAAGAUUGAGGAAUUCUUGGAAGAGACUCUUGCACCUCCAAAAUAUCCCAAGCUGGCUGCUAAGCACCGGGAAUCAAACACUGCUGGAAUCGAUAUCUUCUCCAAAUUUUCUGCAUACAUCAAAAACACCAAGCAGCAGGAUAAUGCUGCCCUUGAAAAAGGUUUGGUGAAGGCUCUGAAGAAGCUGGAUGACUAUCUGAGGACCCCACUGCCAGAGGAGAUUGAUGCAAAUAGCACUGAAGAGGAGAAAGUGUCUAAACGCAAGUUUCUGGAUGGUGAUGACCUGACCCUUGCUGACUGCAACCUUCUGCCCAAACUCCAUGUUGUCAAGAUUGUUGCAAAGAAAUACCGCAACUUUGAGUUCCCAACAGAGAUGACGGGCCUUUGGCGGUACCUGAAGAAUGCAUAUGCCAGGGAUGAAUUCACCAACACCUGUGCAGCAGACAAAGAAAUCGAGCAAGCCUAUGCAGAUGUCGCCAAGCGGCUCAGCAAGUCCUAACUGACCCCUGCAGCAGCUCAGCAUCCCUGGGGGAUUCCCAUUUUACAGACACUUCUCCUUGUUGCCUUAAGAUAUAUUUUAUCAUUAUGCUAUCUGGUUGGCAUCCCUGUGACUUCACCUGUUCAAGUGUAUUGGUCAGGACAAAUCUGCCUCUCACUGGGGAAAGGAGAAGGCAGCUCUAGUGUAGGGGGUGGAGACCCUUUGAAAACUGAACCUAUGAUCUGGCACAACUAGUAUUACUCAUAAUCAGUAUUUGAAAUGAGUCCACUUUAUUAGUUCCUUGUUUCAUGUUGGGGUAUAUUAGCACCUGUUUUCUCUGGAGUUUUGAAAAUAUGAUAUUAGCUGAAAUAUCAAGCAAGUCAACUAGGGACAUGUAGAACUGGUUCUUUUGCAGGCUAUUUGAAGGACACUUUUUUCAGUGCUGUUGAAAUUCUUGAGGAAGGAACAAAAUAUGAGAGAGGGGAAAAAAAAAAAAGUUUGACCCUAAAGGAGUAAUGCUCUUAGCAGUUAUAUUUAAAAAAAAUAUAUCUGAAUGCAUUUUUUGUCUUAGCAGGCCCAAGAGUUUAUAGGGUAUUUAUUUUUAACUUGGCGCAAGAGGGGGAAGCCUGAGUGAAUAUGUCAGACUUGCAGAUGCUACUUUGCAUAAAAUUUACAUGAUGCUUCUGGAUUCUGAAGUUUAAAGCAAAAGAGAGUGAUUGAGCAAUUGAGCAGGCAGCCCUUGGAAGAGCGGUGCUAAUGCCAAAGUGCCCAGUGGAUCUGCUAGUUUGUAGAGACAGCACUAACGGGGGCAGCAUAUUGAGUCAAGCCCAUAGCCAGAAUUGGCACAGCUAACCAAACCACGUAGGAUAUCAUCGUCUUGACUGUACAGCUGCCAGUUCCUUUAUACUGCUAUCUUGGGAAACGUGGAUAGGCAGGAGCAAGCUGUUGCUGCAUACGAAUUCCAGACAGGGGAAGCACUUUCCUCACUUUGGGCUCCAGAUGGGUCACCAUCAAGCGCUCAUCAUCUUAUCAGGGAGCUGUACACUCUGAUAGCCUCGAAGAGGGCAGGCAAAAGCAGAGAGGAGGCACACUUCCAGCCAGAAAGUUGGCAAGCACACUAGGACAAAGCCACUCAUGAUGCUUUAGUCCCGCUCCUCCAAGGUUCAGCCAUCGAGGUUAAAUGAUGCUGGAUUGGUUUCUGUAAGCUGAUUAUUUUGUUCUAUCUGGAGCAUCUGCCUGUAAAAAGCUGCUUUGGGGUAGUGAUUAUGUGCACAUUACUGUAGCAAAUCCAGAAUGACAGCUCUUUUGCAUAAAAUUCUCAUGCCCUAAUAUGUAUCAUGGUGUACAUGGCUCUCAGUUUUCAGUUUGGGAACAUUUACGAUUGUUUUCAAAGAUGAAAUAAAGCUCAGCUCUCACCUGGUGUGGCUCUCCUUCUGAUCAGAGCUGUAGAGAGCUGUGCUGGUUUGAGGGAACCCCCAGACUGGUGAGCUGAGGCCAUGGGGAAACCUUACAAGGAACCUCUUUGCAGCCAGAGAGCCAGAGGACUGGAGAGAACAAGUAAACCAAGCCUCUGCUGUGUGACAGCAGUGACGAUCUGAAGCCAUCUCAUGGCUUUGGUGAGACGAUUCCACUUUUCACUCUAACCCAGCUGGGAGCAGAGCGCUGCUCAUUGACUAUGAAGAUAGUUUGUGGCUGACUGCUGUUUUGCAUGCAGUGAUCAAUUUCUUCUGAACUUUCCAAAACCUCCGGAGAAAAUCCAUGAACUCCCAAGUCUUCCCCUAGAAUGGGCUAUUGUAACAACGGCUAGACUGGAGGGCAAAGGCUUGCACUCUUUAAAAUAUUGCUGAGAAAUCAGCUGGCUCAGAGAACACUAAUAGCAGCCAGAAAAAUCUAAUGAGAUUAGAAGUGUCUGCACAAGCACAUGUGGCUCGUUAAAAACAUUUCUUCAUGAGUUUGGAAUUAUUUGUGAUUUUUUUUUUUUUUUUAAAUUAAGGCAAUUAUUUAUUUAUUUAUUUUAAUCCACUUGGUCCUUUCCGUCUAUCUUUUGGUUUUUGUUUUAACUCAGCAUGCUGAGCAAGAUGGCUCUGUCAGUUUAGCAGAGUGCUAUUAGCAGUGCUGUGCAAAUUUGUUUCAAGUGAAAAGUCUGGUGUCUGAUUGAUGGUCACUGGGAUUUUCUCACUGUCAGUAUGAUUUGGCGAUGAGCAUGCCGAACAAAAUCUUCCUCAGUUGUCACUCUCCAGGUUUGUGCUUCAGUUAGCGGCUUUGCUUAAUCACAGUGGCAGUGAUCUUUGAAUGAAGAUGCAGAGGCAGACACAGCUUCUUGCUCUGUGCUUAUUGCAUUUAGCGCCCUAAAAAAGAUCAUACAAACAUGCAGCAGAUGCAGGCAGGGUAAAUGAACCAGCUCAGGGGCUGUCCUGAUUUCUUCUGUCUCCAGAUCUUCACCAGUUUGCUGAAUCCUGUUCUGAAACGCUUGAAUCUGUCUUACUUCAGUUUUGCUAGAAGAGGGCCAAAUCACAAUCAGUUGAUCUCAGCAACCUCAAAUUACAUCUUUUUUUUUUUUUUUUUUUUUUUUUUUUUUUAGAAUGAUGUUUAAAAAUGGUUCAGCUUAUACCAAAGAGAAAAGGAGCUGUUGGCACAAUGAGCUUUUUGUAAGAUGGUUUGCUUUAAAAUGUCUUAAAAUCUUUUUAGGAUUUCAUUAUAAAACCGAAAAUUCCACAAACUACCUUUCUUUCAAUCAGUAAUACAAAACCAAAAUAUUUUCACUUUUCUAGCAACACCACACACAUGAGAAAUCUGGACAAAUGUAUUGAUAGAUAUGAGAAGAUAAAAAAUAAACUGUUUUCCCAUCAGCUACGGUGCCCAUUCUGUGGUUAUUCCAGUCUCACCCUGCAUCCUGGCUUUGCAUUUUAUUCAUAACUCUAUUAUAGGCUGAUGCAAGAUUAUGGACAGGUUCAGGCAUUCCCUGACCUUUGUUUGGGUUUGAAAUCCAGGCUCAUGCUUUUAGAUCUGUAACUUCUGCUCACCUUUGUGCUUUUUGGCUUCAGCCAUAGUCAGAAGCAGGAAAUACUGGAAAUCCUACAUAGAAAAGUGUUUUGCUAAGAUUUUGAGCCCAGUUCUCAAGACUGAGGAUCCAUCACCAGUGAGGUUUUAAAGGGCUCCAGUCUCCUUUACACGGGGUAUUUUUGGUGACCUUCCAUUGUAUUUAGAAUUAUAAGUAAUAAAUAUUAAUCAUACAGGAUUGUAUGUCUACAUUGGCAAGGCAGCAUUUCUGAAAAGAAUCUAAGUGACAAGACAGACAUUGCAGAUUUACAAUAACUUUGUUCAUAAAUUUUUUGCAAGAUGUAAAGAAAGACAUAGUGCAGAGGGGGAAGAAGCCAACAAUGUGGAUUUAAUCAUCUACAUUUCAGAAAUGCAGACCAAAUGUCUGUAAAGAUGUCCAUUUCAUCCAAACAUUUCUUAGAUAUUUAUUUCAAAGCUCCCUGUUCAGUCAAUCCAACACUCCAUUCAUAUUGGAACUAAUAUUGAUUUUUCUUCUAUUACCAGUGAUAUGGGAGUGCUAGAGGAUCCCAUAUACAAGUUAUUCUCAUUUUUUGUUAGACUUUUUGAAUUGCCAAGACGUCAUCUUGCUGUACAGGUAAGACCAAGGGAGUAUCUGUCUCAAGGCUGUUUAAAGGCUUCUGACAAACUUUUUUCUUUUUCCACUACAAAGUGGUAUUGCUUUAUGAGGAGUAGUGGGGAAUAUCAAGCUAUGGGUUACAAGCUUUUGUCCUGUGUCUGCAUCAGCUGAAAAGCCACUGCCAGGGAAGAAUGGCAGUCGGUAUCACAAAGAAGCUAGACGUCUUCGUUUCCUGCAAGAAAGACCAGCUGAAUUGGGCAUAGUAUUAAUUCUGAAUAUACAUUUAUUUAUUUAACCUCCAGCCACCUUUCCUCCUCUCUUGUCCCUGAUGAAAGUCAACUCUAGGCAAUCUAAAACCAUUCUGCCAUUUUCUCACUGCUAGUGCUCAUGGGUGGGCACACAGACAAGCACAUUUUAUGAUAACCCAGACACCUUGUGGGAUGAUGUCCAAAGGCCACUCCUUGCAGCCCUGCUCCCACCACUGCCCCAGCGGCAAAGGUGAGAAGCAAAGAGAGUGCCCCUUCCUGGAAUGGCCAGCUCGGGCUAACUAGCUAAGUUUAGGGUACUGUGAAAAUGUAGGCAGUGGAAAUCUCACUCAUUUAAGGCCCUAGAGGCACGUGGAAGCAUUGACUUUUUAGAAUGAAUUGGUGUUUUAAACAGGAAAAUAAAUGCAAAGUCUCAUGUCCUCCUUCACAUGUAUUCUUUUAGGUGUUGGGAAGUUUGCAGUUGUUUAUUAUUCUGCUAGAUGUAUUCAUUAUUCUUGAAUUGCUUUUCAUAUUAAGAAAUAUUUUUUCCAGUAAGAUUUUGCCUUUCUGCUCAAUCUUUCAUCUCUUCAUUAAUUUUGAUGACUGCAGUGACCUAAUGAUUCCAGAGGAGGCAGGAAAACUGUGAGGCUUAUACUUGUUGAGAAGUUGAAGGAGGCAAUGAUUUUUUUUUGGAAAAAAACAGUAUUCAAAGCAUUUUUUAAAAAAUCUGUCUUUUCAUCUGGGAUACUCUAACCAAGAAUGAUGGACUGUUUAUUCUGGACUGUGAUUUUCAGCAAGGACCUGAACAAGUCCUUGCUGAAGGUGGCUUUGCCAAUGGAUUUUCCCAGGAUACAUAGAGGUGUUCCCUCUGGGUCACGAAAUGUUCCAUUUCCUUGGCCAGGAGGGCUUUGCUGGUUUGUUUUGGUGCUGAACUACAACACUCCACUAACUCUGUGCUAGGUAGUGACCCCUCCUGGGUCAUGUGCAAGGAAAGGAGGAAGCAUCGAUCUGUUUUAUUUCCUUGUCCCACAUCCCAAGCAACACUCCAGUCGUAGGAAAGCACAGGAACCCUGUCCAAUGCUGGCUUUCAAAGCUUGAAACAUGUGAUGUGAAGGUCUGGAGCCCCCCGUGUAGCCCCUCAGGCACUCACCAUGCAGCAUUACAGGACUCAGCAGCAUUUCACAUCCUGCAGCGAUCGUGCAGCCUGUCAUUCCCCUGCUGCCCCAAAUCAUCCCCCUUUCACCAUUCAUCGGAGAGUUGCUAACACUGAAAAUACUCCAGAGGGACGCACUUGAAUGUGGCGUGCUUUGAGCUGGGCUCAUCAGCUAAGCAGCUCUGCGUGAUGACAUUGUCACAGCUCAGCGGGUCGCUGCCAGGCGGACCCCCACCCCUACUGGGCCAUCGCCAUUUGGAUUUGCAUAGCUCGGGCAGGAAACGCCAGGGCCAAAGCUGCUCAGCCAGCGAUGGUGCAACCACGAUGAAAGGCUUCAGUGCCACCUUUUGCUGAGCCCAGCUCUCGGGCUGAAGUGUGUUAGCAGCUCAGCCGGGGCCGCGAUCCAGCACUAACGAGUGUUUCUAGCUUGCAGCAUGUGAAUAGGGACUGCUCAUGUGUUUAAUGUUAAACAUGUGCCUGCCUGCCUGGCUGGAUGGCGGCCUAAAAGACAUGACAGAAAAGCCUAUAUUAACGAAGAGCAUUAUUAUUCUGUUUCCUUUGAAAUCCAGUGGCAGAAUUCCCAGUGGGGGAAUUCCCAAUAGGAAUUCCCAGCAGAGCCCAAGGCUACAUAAGCAUGAAGCUGUUUCAAGCGUGAAGAUGUCCUCAGAGAACAGAAAGCGCUCACAAAGGCAAAGAAGCAGCAGUGAUAUACAGGGUCUAAUGGCUUAUACGGGAUCAGGGACCCAGCUCUGUCCCAGUUGCAACUGGGGGGAUGCUGCCAGAGCUGCCAGGCUCCAUUCUGGUUUAUCACUGAGGCGCUUCGGAGCAGAGCCACGCUGACAGUGUGAUGCCAAGGCAUGUUCUGCUCUACCUCCAACAGCACUCCCUGUGGUGGUAUCCCACAGCAUAACGAUGCCUCCGCUGUGUCUGCCUUACUCUUAUUAUGAAAUGGCUUCUCUAAAGAAAACUAAGAAGGGUGGGGGAAUUUGUUUUUUUUAUAUAUAUAUAUAUGCACAUAGAGUAAAAACAAUCCAAAUAUGCUUUAAUGGCUCUCAACAUGAUACUGUCAAUUCUCACCACAGGGUGGAAUUUGUUGGUAGAAAUUAAAUUAAAUUAAAUUAAAACUGAAAAGCUUGGCUAUUGCUAAUGUGUACUACUGGGAGCCCUAAAAGCAGUUUGCAGUGUAGAGCUGUAGCAGGAGUGAACAUCCUUUAAUUCCCAGAAUCGCUUGAGUUUCAUGGGGUCAUUUCAGCCUAUUCUGCUGCACUGCUGAGAAAUUGCUCUUUCCCUGUCUCCCUAGGUCUAUAAACUCUGAAGAAUUUGGGAAAUAGCUACGGGCACCACAUUAAUCUUUUUCUUUUCCACUUUUUUUUUUUUUUUCUUUUUUCCCAUCAAAUUAACUACCUUAGUUUGGAGGUAAGCAAUAAGUAAAUAGCACUGCAAACAGCAGAUUUCUCAGCUUUUUUCAUUAAGGAUGUUUUUAGGAGUUUUCAGGAAAUGAGUGGUUAUCCCCAGCUUUGGGAAUAAGCUGUGGCAUAAAACAUAAAGAAGUGUGAUUCUGACCAAAUUAUUUAAGCAGGGAAGAUUAUAGUUUGUUUUAAGGAGUAUGCUUAGGAGUAAAUGAACAACAUAAUCCAGAUACUGCAAGAGAGAUAUAAAAUUCAGUUAAAAUCUAAGAUUUCUGAUUUAUUUUUUUUAAUUAUUAUUGACUGUACAACAGUUUACUUCCAUGUAAGCUGUAUCUAUUUAUAUGUAUAAACACUUUAUUAUUUAUCUGCAUUAUUUAAUUCAACAAUGCUCUAUAAGUACACUGGGAUGGAAGGUGGCAUAAAGAGGAAAACUACUCCUGAAAUGGCAGAGUUGUUAGCUGGGCAUUUGGUUCUGUUUGCACUGGAAUAAACAAGAGCCACACCACUGAGGUGUGCAGAAGCAGGAGAACAGCCACACAGACCCAGAUAUGUUGGCUAACCCACACCAACCACAUUUGCCUGCAGCACAGCCACCAAAUCAGCCCAACGCUGGGAACAGCAGCAUACAAGGGCUCAGGAGCGAGUCUGAGGAACAUCUUUGUCAUUAGCCGUUUCUCCUUUAUAACACUCCAGAUCUAUUUCCUAAGCAUGGCGAGGCACAAAAGGAGUGUGCUUCAUUCUGCCCAAAUUGUAUUGCUUGGGCAGGAGCAUUGAAACACAGCCAUGGGUCCCCUGCCUCUCACUGCAUGCACCCAAGGUGGGCAAUUUUGGCACAGCAACAUGCACCAUCUCCUGCUUCGGCACUUGGAGACUCCUGCACCGAAGCAAUAAACUCCUGCUAAACAGUUCAGAAAUGUUCCCUCAAGUAUCCUGAGCUGCCAUCCUGCCUCCCUUCUCAUUCCCAAUGCCAGUUUGUGUCCAAGCCUUUGGUUGCAAAUAAACCCCGUGUGCAUUGCAUUGUUUUGUGCUGGGAAUUACAGGGCUUUAUUGGCAAUAGGAAAACGUGGUGCAAAAAAAAACCUAACCCCCACCCAACCCUCUCUUUUAGUGCAAAACUGACUGCUUGUGUACAUGGUUGUAUUUUUGGAACUUGUAUUCCCUUCCUGCUUUGGUUUGUGAGGAACAGGUCUUCAUCUGUGCAAAUCCUCAUAGCGAUGAUCCUAUCCUCUGUUUUUUUUUUUUUUUUUUAAAUUAUUUUUUAUUUUUUUUUUCCUUAAGAAAUUGUUUUUGAAGAGUCCUGCUCCAUAUUGUCUAGCAAUUUAUGAUCUAGCGAUUGACAGAUUUAUCUUCCUACUCUGACUGUUUCCAAUUUUAAAGCUUGAAGAUCAAAACCAAGUUGUGUAGUGAGAUUUGAGGGUGAGCAGAAAUACUUUUUUUUCCCCUGUCAAAAACCACUCAUUUUCAAAUCCUGACUCAUUUGUGGCACACUCCUGGUUCCUUAGAGGAGGGGCUGAGAUAGAAAGAGAGGAAGGGGAGCCCACUGUACAUGCUACUGUCCUUCCACUGGGGAAAGAGAGUAGGAUCAGUCUGGAAGUCCUAAGAGCUGUAUGGACAAAUUUUGCAUCUUCUGUGUGAAAUCAACCUGAAAGGCCCUAAAUUGACCCACAGUUACUUAAAAAUUUCAAUGACAUUAAAAAAAAAAAAAAAAAAAAAAAAAAAAAAACAACAAAAUCUGGGAUGCAACAUCUUCAGAUCUUCAGGGCAUGGUACAGACAAAAAGUAACUCAAGGAUACUAAAAUUUUUAGGUGUCAGCCCAGCCCCCAGUUCAGGGCUGGAUUUCCUCCAUUGCAACAUUAAUAAUCUCCAGAACACCUAAUUGUUGUUGGAUCUGUUGAUCUGCUGGGAGGAGAGCAAAAUCAGGAGCUCUUAAAGACUGUGGAAAGUAACUGUGCAUCUAGUGGUCUCCAUCAAGUAAGAAAGAAAGGAAAAAUCCCUUUGCAUACUUGUGAUUUUCCAUCGAGGCAUAUCCUAUGUUAAUGGAUAAUUUUAGAUUGGACUGUAACCUUUUGGGAUAGUAACUAUAUGUUUCCUCUUUGUUUGUACAGCUCCUAGCACAACAGGACUCUGAUUACAGCCUUUGUGUGCUGCCCUAACACUCAUAAUAUAUAAUAGGUAUGAUGUAAUUAAAAUGUCAUUGCAGUUUGCCUUUAACAUUAAGAUUGUGUGGCUGUAUUCUGUCAACCGUGAAUGAAAUCAAUGUCCUUUUUAUAUAAUAGGUAGCAUAUUUUAUUAUUGAAGUAGCAGUUGAAUUUAAUUUUUAAAAUUAAAUUAAAAAGUAUCUGCUCAUUGUUCCAUUUUAGGCCUUUGGAUAAAUUAGCAAAUAUUUUUCAUGUAACCUUCAAAUGAGUAUUUGUUAAAUGAAGAAAUCCACCUUCUUGAAUCGGAGCUGUUCGGAAUCCUGUAUUCCAAGAGUGAUUGGCACUUGAGAAUUUGAAUAAAAGUGGUUUAUUUUCUCA
Molecule: messenger RNA, 10227 nt
Organism: Anas platyrhynchos (mallard)
Lineage: Eukaryota; Metazoa; Chordata; Aves; Anseriformes; Anatidae
Gene: CLIC5
Product: chloride intracellular channel 5
Source: RefSeq, a predicted model, not a curated record